This is a messenger RNA of Helianthus annuus (common sunflower), 590 nucleotides long. RefSeq names its product protein ENHANCED DOWNY MILDEW 2. NCBI's taxonomy places the organism in Eukaryota, Viridiplantae, Streptophyta, Magnoliopsida, Asterales, Asteraceae. Bases 124 to 561 code for a protein of 145 amino acids. The transcript has 2 exons. The record is from RefSeq and is a predicted model, not a curated record.
GUGCAUAUGCUAGCUAUCUGUGUACCUCGCUAUUUAUAUGUUCUAUGUAUCCGAAUGUAUGGACUGAUACGUACAGACACAUGUGUAAAAUCUUUUGUAGGCAUAGAAAUAUAGUGACAUUAGAUGGCUUUUACAGACGAUGAUGAAGAAGAAGUUCUUCCAGACGUUGUAUCAGACUACUAUUUUUACGACGCAGAGGAUCAACCCAUUUCAUUUGCCGAACUACCCGUACAAUGGAGUAAUGGUGAGAGAUCACAUGACAACGAUAUCAUGAUAUAUCUAAGAGGCACUACUGAUAAUGGUCUUCAAAGGUUACAUAAGCAAGUAAUGGCAUGGAAAUAUGAGUUUUCGAAAGAGAAUCCCGAGAUAUCAGUGCUCUCUAAAGUUAACAACUGGAUCAAACUUCAAAAACCGAGAAAGAGUUUUGAAAGUAUAAUAAGGACCAUUUUGAUCACCGUGCAAUGUCUUCAUUUCUUCAACAGAAAACCGAACGAAUCUAGUAAAGAUCUACGGGACCAUCUUUGUAAAGUUUUCAGGGCUCACAACCGUUUCUUUGUUUGAACUGUUCUCAUGAACAAUACCAAUGCUUU